AUGGCCGACCAACAAAACCCCCAGCCGGUUGCGCCGAUUCCGCGGACCACCCGCCCGAUGAGCGAAGCUCUCCUCAACGAGAAGUGGGACCGCUGCCUUUCUUCCAUGCUCAUCCGCUCCGGCCUCGGUGUCUCAUUCGGUAUCGUCUUCUCCGUUCUCCUCUUCAAGCGUCGCGCAUGGCCUGCCUUCGUUGGUCUCGGUUUUGGUGCGGGACGGGCAUGGGAAGAGUGUGACAACUCAUUCAAGCGCGCAGCAGCACCAUCAAAGGACGGUCUCCGCGUUGUUCGACCAUGA
Molecule: messenger RNA, 294 nt
Organism: Plenodomus lingam JN3
Lineage: Eukaryota; Fungi; Ascomycota; Dothideomycetes; Pleosporales; Leptosphaeriaceae
Gene: MIC10
Product: Mitochondrial inner membrane organizing system component
Cellular component (GO): MICOS complex; mitochondrion; mitochondrial inner membrane
Source: RefSeq, a predicted model, not a curated record